Molecule: messenger RNA, 6024 nt
Organism: Nasonia vitripennis (jewel wasp)
Lineage: Eukaryota; Metazoa; Arthropoda; Insecta; Hymenoptera; Pteromalidae
Product: retinal-specific phospholipid-transporting ATPase ABCA4-like
Exons: 25
Coding region: 612-5594 (1660 amino acids)
Biological process (GO): transmembrane transport; lipid transport
Cellular component (GO): membrane; intracellular membrane-bounded organelle
Molecular function (GO): ABC-type transporter activity; ATP binding; lipid carrier activity
Source: RefSeq, a predicted model, not a curated record
AAUAGAACGGCUCGCAAUUUUCCUCGCGAAAUAGAUAAACUCAACAGUCGCGUCACUCCACCACCUGCUGCGUCGAAAGAAAACAGAAGCGCCUCAUAAACAAGUGUGUUUCACCUCGAUCUCAUCUGCGCUCCGUCGAUUUACUGAAAAUCCGCGCGUUUCAGCGAAAAAAGUCGCUGCUCGCGUUAUUGCCUCGCAUACGGAGAUAAAAAUCGGCGAGUCGGUCUCUUAUCGCGUUUUAUCGUCGUCCACCUGUUGGCCACACGCUCAUAGUACACGCGACUCUCGGAGCUUAUUAUCGGCCAGCUUCGACGCUUCCGCAUCGCAGGUUCGACCGUCGCUGAGUUCGGUGACUGACGCAGUCGAGUGAGUGAUUGCGGAUAAUUGACAUGUUCUGAUGCGCUUUGGACUGGACUGAUGGUUGGAGUUUUCAGGAUGAAUCGUUAUCGUUAGUGACAAUUAGCAGCACACUUAAAAAUUCAACAGUAGAGAAUCACCGCAAAUAGCAUUUGCUGCGCUAUCAGCAAUAUCGAGCGCGACGAACAGUAGUGCUCACAAAAGCCGAGUCAGGCCUCGAUCGAUCGUCGACAGAGUCAAAAGUCAUUGCAAAAAUGAUCGAGUCCCUGAGAGUCUUGCGACUCUUGUUCUACAAGAACUAUUUGAUGCGCAAACGUCAAUGGAUAGUCAGUCUACUGGCUGAAUUCGUCAUACCAGUGGGCCUGAUUCUGACGGUCUGGGCGAUUCGAAGCUUGGUAUCAGAGCCGCCCAUGAGGACCGGCCGCAGCACUUACUAUCCAUUGGUGUCGCAAAAGGCCUUAGCCGAUGCAGCGACGAGAUACCGGAGGCAGGUGCGGAUACACUAUGCGCCGAACUCUGAUCCCGUCAAAGACCUCAUGCGAGAUAUUACGGACAGCUGUUUGCCGAACAACCAGAGCUUUAUAUUCGGUUACCCAUCGGAGAGAGAGUUGAUUCGCGGUACACGGAAGGAUACAGAGAACGGUUUGGGACCUGUAGGGAUAGUCUUCGACGACUUUGACAAUAAGACGAAGAAUUUAAAGUACAAGAUACUAUCGUUAGCAUUGAAUCGAAACGAGCUGUACAACAUAAUGGAUAUAAACAUGACCUAUUACUACACAGAGAGCAAUGCGUUCACGAUUGUACAACUCUGUUUGGAUGAAGCAUUUGCGAAAAGCAAAUCAAAGAUGAUAAGGAACGUAUUGGAUCCAGAGAAAAUCUUUAUACAGCAGAUGCCUUUACCUCCUUACACGAAAUUAAGCUUGACUGACACGAUAUUCAGACAACUGUUCGGUGCGAUCUUAGUUGUGGCUCUGAUGAUUCCCUUGUUCAUCGAGACACUGAUAGCAUCCAACGAAAGAUUCCUUGGCGUUAAUGUGUUAAUGUCCAUGAACGGAGUAUCCAACGGCUUGAACCUGUUCAGUUGGUUGGUCAGCAAUUGGAUUUUUCUUAGCAUCGUCAUAGUUCUCCCCACAGUCAUAGCAGUGCUUUACUCGGUCACUGACGUAACUCCUUUUUUAAACAGCGGAAAUCCAUUUAUAAUUUGGAUAGUAUUCAACAUUCACGUUGCCCAUCUUUUGGCUUACGGUCUGCACGUGUCCUCGUAUUUUUCAAAAUCUUUGCUCGUUAUCUUUGGCCUAUUGAUCCUGAACGUGGGAUCCAUGGCUCUGCAACAACACGGCUUCAAUGAGGACUCUUAUCCCAUUGCACCAUAUCUGGGCAUAUUUUUACCAAAUUUUUUAAUUUACCGAGCAGUGGAAGAACUGAACUACUACGAAACGAUCGGCUCUGGAGUCCAGUGGAGCAACUUAUUCGACGUUGGAAAUACUGAAUAUAAAUUCGCGGGAAGCAUGGGAAUGGUGAUGAUACUGUCCAUAAUAGGCUUGAUUUUCCACUUCACUAUGGCUGUGUACAUGUACGCAAUUAAUCCUGGUAAAUAUGGCGUCAAGAAGCAUCCGCUGUUUUUCAUAAAGAGAAAAAGUAGCAAGACUGCUAACAGCCAUAUUGAGAGCGUAGAAGAUAGCGAUGUGACUGGAAAACCUUUUGAAACCGUUCCAGGAGGUGCCUACACACCAGGAAUCACAAUACGGAAUCUGAAGAAAGAUUACAGCAUCGGUUUUUUCAAGAAUGCGAAAGUACAAGCAUUGCGAGGUGUUUCCAUAGACUUCUACAAGGGCCAGAUCACAUCUUUACUGGGCCACAACGGUGCCGGAAAAACGACGAUGAUGUCUAUUUUGACAGGAAUGAUGAGCCCUUCCGAAGGUGUCAUACUGGUCAAUUCAAAGGAUAUUGAAAGCAAUACGAGUGAAGUCUUGAACGACAUGGGACUAUGUACGCAAGAGAACAUGCUAUUCCCAAAUCUCACUGUUAUUCAACAGUUGACCUUUUUCGCUAUGCUAAAAGGCAAGGAUAAAUCAAGGGCUCAAGUGAGAUCAAAUGUCUACGCCCUCCUGGAAAAGCUCAAAUUGUACGACAAACGAAAUGUGCUGCCGAAAACUUUGUCCGGUGGUCAGAAGAGAAGGGUUUGCCUUGGUAUGGCUCUAGUGGGUGAUCCUGGCACCUUGAUCUUGGACGAGCCGACCUCUGGAUUGGAUCCUGAAAGUAGGAGAGUCAUAUGGGACAUAUUAUUGAAAAUGAGAGGCCAAAAGACCAUCUUGAUAAGUACGCAUGACAUGGAAGAGGCUGACAUUCUUGGUGAUAGAAUUGCGAUCCUGCACACUGGACAAUUGAGAAGCUAUGGAACUGCCAUGUUUCUAAAAAAAUUGAUAGGCGAAGGUAACGUAGAAGUGACGUUGUCCGUUGGAUCAUCGUGCUACCCAGAAAAAAUCCUUCGCGAGCUGGACUGCCGGGGAAAAAUCAUCAACCAAGAUGGUAGCAAGGUGGUCGUUAGCAUUCCUAACUCUCCUGAUCUGCCAGAAGCACUAGACAAAGUCGAGCGUAAGAAAAAGGAACUUGGCAUAACUGGUUUGAGUGUUUCACUGAUCAGUUUGGAGCAGGUGUUCUUGAAAGUCACCCAAGAAGACGAUGCCCCAGCAACGUGGCAGGAACCUUUACGUACCGCGGAUUCUAAACCACCAGAUUUCGAACAAUGCAGUAGAGCGUUAUUGCGCAAGAAAGUGACCUAUACGUGGAAAAAUUUAUCUACCAUCAUCAUCAUGUUGUCUUUGAUGGCCAUGGCCUUGCUUGCGAUUUCCUUGAUUUUGAAAGAAACAGAUUUUCAGAAACAAAUUCACAAGAUAAACGAAAUCAAGCUCAGCAUGUACAAGCAGCCUGAGGUAUUUUACAAAAUGAAUAGCGGUCUAAUAAGGCGAGCAUAUAAUAAGGUAGCUGAGGAGGCAGGUGGAAAAGCCACUAACGUUGGCAACUCUAGUCUUAGUGAAGCCUUGAUCAAUUACGCGAAAAACGAUCUCACAGCUUAUGAAAAUAAGCUUAUAGCCGCCGCAGAAGUCAACUCGAGCAUGUUUGCGGGAUAUUCCGCCAGUGCGUUGUACUCGAACAAGGCUGUCUUUAGUUUGCCCAUAUCGGUUAAUCUUAUGACGAACACACUGAUCAAGUCUGUGCUCGGUGAACAGUAUUCCAUCAGUGUAUCCAGUCAAACGAUGAUAUCCAAAUACAAUAGAAGUUACAGCGAUAAUACGAUGGUCAAUGCAAUCACCACUGCUAUUAUAUUCUGUUUUUUGUUCUUCCCGACUAUCGCUCUUUUUGCUCUUCAUCCUCUGAGAGAGACUUCGACUUACGUUAAGCAGUUGCAGCGGAUGGCUGGUGUGCCGUUUAUUGAAUAUUGGGGUAACAUGAUGUUUUUCGAUAUGGGAUCGUUGGUACUGUUGCUCGCACUCCUCAUUGGUGGCUUUGUCGCCAUGGACGAGAUUUUGGGCUUUCGGAUUUUCGAUCUGCGGGAGCCCGUCGUGAUAUCUGCAAUCUGCUACAUGCUCUUCGCCUUGAAUACGUUACCACUCGUUUACUGCUUCAGUUUCAUCAACUUGAGUCCCAGUAAUGUGAUACGAUUGUUAACGUACAUACCAGUCGGUUUUGUCGUUUUGGAAACCAUCAUGUACACCGUUAACAUCACUCUAGGCUAUUACAAAGCAGUGGAGAUAAUCCGUCCGAUUCAGAAGGGGAUCUUCCUUCUGGUGCCAUACGUGAGCUUUUUCCACAGUCAAAUCUCGUUCUACACCACCGCGCUAACCAACGCCAGGUGUAAGCGGAUGCCGAACGAAUUUUACGAUGUCGCGUGCAAAUCCCGCGUCGGUGAUAUAUGUUGCACUCUCGAUUGCUACGAGCAGAACUGCGUGAAGAGCGUCAAGUACUUUAGCAACUUCGAAAACGACGUUACACUGGAAGAGAGUUUGAUAUACAUGUGCGUCACACCUAUACUGUACAUCGGAAUUCUCUUCGUACUGGAUCAUCAGCUGAUCCAGAAGAUCAAAGCAAAAUUGACAACGGAGGAGACGCCUUAUUACACCACUGAUGAUGAGGUGAAAAGGGAAAAGUCGGCGAUCGGUCGGAAGAUUUCAACCAUCAACGGACGCAGCAUCCCCAACUACAUCCCCAACGGUAUAGUAGAAGACCAUCCACCAGCUACUUGGGGAACCUCGAGCAAUCAGGCUUUCCUGGUUUACGGCUUGCGCAAGCAGUACGGCGAGCUCAUGGCGGUAAAGGACGUCAGUUUCGGCGUCAAUCAGCGCGAGUGCUUUGGCCUGCUGGGUGUCAACGGGGCUGGCAAGAGCACGACGUUCCGCAUGAUGACGGGAGGCGAGGUACCCGACAGCGGGAUCAUGUACAUCGGCGACAAGAGUGUUCAUAAAGACAGAAUAUAUUUCCACUCACGAAUAGGUUACUGUCCUCAAAACGACGCUCUCAUAAGCUCUCUCAAUGCUUACGAUCACCUGCGACUAUUCGGUCGUCUUCGCUGUAUCCCGGAAGACAAGUUGGAGGCCGAGGUGGCAAUUUGGAUCAAUAAGCUGAAUCUGAACGCUUGCGCGAAACAGCCGAGCGGCACUUACAGCGGCGGCAACAAACGCCGACUGAACAUAGCAAUUGCCCUGAUUGGCGUUCCGAGUCUGGUGUUAUUGGACGAGCCGACGACGGGCGUCGAUCCGGGCGCCCGACGAUCGCUCUGGAAUGUCAUCCAGUCCUGUCAGACUAUGGGACAGGCCGUCGUUUUGACGUCGCACAGUAUGGAAGAGUGCGAAGCUCUCUGCAAUCGACUGGCAAUAAUGGUAGACGGUAGGCUGGUAUGCAUCGGGCCGAGUCAAGAGUUGAAACAACGUUUCGGGGCUGGUUAUGAUAUUCACGUUAAAUUGAACCCGGAGAAAGCCAGAGAUCAAGUCGAUGGCAUCAAAAACGACAUGAGGCAAGCGCUGACUUGCGAACUCACCGACGAAAACGCGGGUUACCUCAUGUAUCACGUGACUCCGACCGAUACCACUUGGAGGAAGAUGUACAACGUGAUGAACGUGAUGAAGAGCAAGUACGACUGCAUCGAAGAUUUCUCCGUGCUGUCGUCGACUCUCGAGCAGUUGUUUUUACUGUUUGCCAGGGCAGCCAAUAAGGAAACGACUAAGCCUAAAGAAGAAUAGCGGUUUUGAGAAUGAGAUUUUUACAUAGAUGUGUCAUUUUUGCUAUCGUUCAAUCUUGAAAAUACGUUUUAUGUUUAUGUAUGUGCGGCCACAAAAGUAUUUUUUUUUGUAAUUUAUUUAUAGUUAAGUCUAGCAUUACGAUAAAUUACGAGAAAGUGCAGUUUCGUACUUAAUUUUAAGAUUAUUUAUGGCUUUUUUAAAGUAUUGUACUAAAAUAAUUUGCAUCUGCAUUUGCAUAUAUGUUUAUUUUACAUGGAAUAAGUAUAGUUUUGGUACUAUUUAUACAAGUGUAUUUAGAAGAGUUCAAAUUCUAUUAGACGUUGACCAAUAUUAUGAAAUAUUAAAAAACAGUUGUUUGCCGUGAAUGAGAUGAACUCAUAUAUCAGAUGACUGAUUUGGUUGACAUAUCCAAUAAAACCUUAAAACAUGA